GGCGUUCGUUGCCUCUAUGCUCCGCUGGUAUGUAUAGCAGAGUACAGGUACUAGACAGAUGCUUUACUGUAGCUAUUCAUCGGUAUAGGGUCAGUCUAUUAGGAAUACCAGGCAUAUAUAAGACUCGUUGGGUUCGAGGUUGUUGGGUAAUGGAAAUCUAGUCCUCAAGCCACCUCCUCAUCCCAGGUUGCCGUAACCGAGGUAAUCACGCGCUAUCCCACCGAGGCACGUUAGUGCAUAUCAAAAGAUGUGAACCUGGACCUCACCAACACCGGACAGACAUGUUUGCAAGUAUAAGGUCGCUGUAACAAAUACCUUGGCACAUCAUGGAGUCUGGACCUCGUCACGCCACUGUUGACCGUGGACAUAUCACGAAACCUGAGCGGUUGGAGAACACAUAUACUUCCGAUACUAGUCUUCAACGAGCUCUCUCCUGGUACCUGCCGUCGCAGAAGCUAGAGCAGGCUCGGCCACAAUUGGUAGAAUUGGGCGAGGAAGCUGUGUCGGACCAGAUUAGGGAGUGGAGCGCAGAUGCCGAGAGACAUCAACCAUAUGUGAAGGGAUUCAAUGUCUGGGGUCAGCGGUAUGAUUAUGAUCGACUGAUUACCAGCGAAGGGUGGAAGCAGCUGGGUAAAUGGGGUGCCCGCCACGGUGUCGUGUCACUGGGAUAUGAGCCGACAUACGGGGCAGAGAGACGGUUGGUUCAAUAUGCUGUGAACUACCUUUAUUCUCCCUCGUCUGGACUUUACUCCUGCCCUGUCAGCAUGUCUGAUGGGGCCGCGCUUGUUUUGAACAAGGAGCGCAAGAACCUACCUCCGGACCAUCCCUUCCAGACGGCGUAUCAGAAGUUAAUCUCUAAGAAAGAGGAUUAUUGGACUUCUGGUCAGUGGAUGACCGAAAGAGCAGGAGGCAGCGAUGUCCAAAACACGGAGACUUGGGCCACGUACUCGCCUUUGUCGCAUAAGUCGAAGGCCUCGAACGGUCUUGAUGAGGGCGACUACCUGAUCAGCGGGUUUAAGUUCUUUUCCUCCGCCACGGAUGCUAAUGUGGCUCUGAUGCUUGCUAAAACGCCUUCGGGAAAGCUGAGCACGUUCCUCGCACCGUUGCGGAAGACUGUCGUCGGGGAAGACGGCAAGCCCCGGGUGGUUACCAAUGGCGUCCGAAUCCAUCGUUUGAAGAACAAGCUGGGAACUAAGGAAUUACCAACGGCCGAGUUGGAACUUAAAGACAUGCGGGCUCACCUGGUCGGCACUGUCGACCAUGGUGUCAUGGCGAUUGCACCAUUACUCAACAUCACUCGAACUCAUACGUUCAUUGGAUCGCUUGCUGCAUGGCGGCGUGCCAUUAGUAUUACCAAGAGCUUUGCUAAGGCCAGAACAACGGUCGGCGAACCCUUGUGGCUCAUUCCCAUGCAUCUGAGCCUACUAGCAGACCUGGAGGUGAAACAUCGGGGUGCGAUGAACCUCGCGUUUUUCACGGUUGCCGUCAUGGGCGUUGUCGAAAAUAACGGGGUCUCCACUCCUGCGGCGCAUUUGCCCACAAAGGGCAAGGAAGCGCAGGUAGUGUUCCGGGCCUUGACAGCCAUCGCUAAGGCAGUGAUUAGCAAGAACGCAAUUGCAGGGAUUCAGGAAUGCCAAGAGGGAAUGGGCGGGGUUGGAUACAUGGAUGAACCGGACGAGCCGGAGUUCAACAUCGCGCGACUGCUACGGAACACUGCUGUGAACUCCAUUUGGGAGGGAACUACUAAUGUGCUGGCUAGUGAGCUCGUUCGCUUCCUUGUCAAACGUGGUAAUCUGGCUAUCUUCUCGGCCUGGUUUGAGCGUAUGUUGGCGUUGAUUACGACGUCAGAGUUGGCAAGCGCACUGAAACGGGCAUGGUCUAGCUUCAUUUCUCGGGUUAAAGCCACCAGCGAGCCACGGUUCAUUCUGGCGGAUGCUCGCCGAGUCAUGUUUACCCUUGCCUGGAUACUCAGCGGUGCUCUUCUUGCUCUGGACGCUGAACGAGACGGUGAUGGCGUUGCGGGCGAAAUUGCACGACGGUGGAUCCUGUCCGGUGAAGGCGGCGUUGGUGAUACGGUUUGGCGAGACGUUACCAGCGCCCAGCAUAACCCGGGUGCCGGGCCCUCGUCGAUAACAAACGAACAUCUGCGCUGGGACUGUCGCAUUGCCUGGGGGGUGGAGUUGCCAGCGAAGCAAGUAUCGGGCCAUCGGUCAUUUCAGGGCAACGACUCGAAGUUAUGAAUCGCAUCAAGCAUGUGGUUGCCGUUGCCAUUAUGAUUCCUCUCCAUUAGUAGAGAAUUAAACCAUGGGACCCACAUUGCAUUACUUGUACAUAACGUAUAUAGCGACUACUAUAGUGAACUAGUUAAGGCCCUUUCCCGUGAUGGCUGGAUUCCCCAAGGAAAAGCGGUUAAGUAGAAAACUAGAAAACUAUAACAAAGAAAAAGGGGCACAUGGAGACUGCUAAUGCCUUGAACUUUAAAGUGCGGAAAGCCUGCCAACUCUGUCUGACGCAUUUUGUGGACCAGAUAAACCAGAUCAUCCUUUUGAUGCAGAUUUCUUGAUUUCUCGUGGGGU
Aspergillus pseudotamarii is the source of this 2576-nucleotide messenger RNA. RefSeq names its product putative acyl-CoA dehydrogenase. Lineage: Eukaryota; Fungi; Ascomycota; Eurotiomycetes; Eurotiales; Aspergillaceae. The record is from RefSeq and is a predicted model, not a curated record. Gene Ontology annotation, molecular function: oxidoreductase activity, acting on the CH-CH group of donors. Bases 327 to 2240 code for a protein of 637 amino acids. The transcript is spliced from 4 exons.